Acanthaster planci (crown-of-thorns starfish) is the source of this 2501-nucleotide messenger RNA. RefSeq lists its product as uncharacterized. Lineage: Eukaryota; Metazoa; Echinodermata; Asteroidea; Valvatida; Acanthasteridae. The record is from RefSeq and is a predicted model, not a curated record.
UAUUCCAUGCAUUUAAAGCUCUGGUCCCACCCCUGGUCACAGCAUGUCUGCAACUUGAGGGAAGAUGGUGCGUGGAAGCAAAUAUCUCGUCGGAUGGGAGUGACUCGGACACUGAACGCCCGCGUAGCCAAUGCGCUUACGGAUUGUUUUAACUGGGGUCUGUUCAGAUAUUGCUGUCCGUACACAGAUUCAGGCCACGGCUAGUUCUUUCACCCCGAUGACCUAACACUUGUUACCCUGAUGAUUAACAAAUGUAUCUCUUCAAAAUGACUAGUUUACACUGCUGCUCGACGCUCAGUGAAACAGGUGCACUCUCGGUACAAAAAAAAUGAUCUUUUGUAUCGCAAGUAUAGUUUGGUGCAUGGAUGAGACGCAACAGAAUACAAGGCGCGCUUUUAUUCACUGUCGUCACAAAGACAAAAGCUGACAUCCUGGAAACCGCGCCGGCCAUGGCAACUGAUUAACUUACGUAAACUCACUUAUACAUGUAUUGCUGGUGCGUUGUCUUGAUGGACUGAGUAAUUAGAUAUAGUGGUUAAAUAAUCUAACUAAACCUGCAGCAGAUGUAAGAUUCUGAACAUCAUGAAUAGAGCGGUGCAGCAUCCACCUCAAUCCGGACGUAACACGCCAAAUGACGGAUUCUUUGAUUCCAGGCACUUCAUGGAGCUCGAUUACAUCCAACAUCGAGCGGAGAGGCGAAGAAAAGAAGCAGCGAGAGAGGAAUUCCUAUCGGCGCAACGUCAACGCACCGAGGAGAAACCGCUCCGAGCAUCCACAGAGGGGGAGAGCCAAGAUGAAGGCCCAGAGGUGAAGCAAUCGUGCCAGUUUUGUCGUAGAGCAGCCGCUCAACCCGUAUUUAGGGACGAUACGUCUACUUUUAAGGCUCUUCGUCGCCCACUUGCCCCAAGGUGCACCUGCAUGGACCCAACAGACGGUGGACUACCGAUUCUCCCCAUCGAGUACCCAGUUGACAUCGACGACUGGGCCGACAAGCCCUUCAGCACCAUCGCCAGUGGGGGUGCGCUGGGUUACCGUGACCUCUUCCCGCUCCUUAUGCAGAGGUGUACAGAGGCAGAGGAGAAAGAUACCACCCAAGUGCAGACGGAGACACGCCGGCACUCCAUCGUGACGACUGACUACCUAACUGGCAUGAUCAAGCUGGAAGGUACAGGAGGGGAGCACGUGCACAUGAAUGUCUUCCCUGUACUUCAUGUCGUCGUCAGUAGCGACGAAGACGAUGAUGAGGGAUCACCACUCGAUAGUACUGAUAGAAGCGAACUGGCAACUACUCCAGAUGAUGCACUCUGUUCACCGAGAACAGAUCACGGUCUGGUCUCACCAAGAAGACCGUCUGUUCAGUUCCCAGCUACUCAACGGCGUUCGUCCUUGACUCCCAGCGGCUACUCGGGUCGUGCUUCGAUAAGUCCCGGCGCCGCCAGGUCCCGAGUAAUCCGCAGGCGAUCAGUCGACCACGGAUCGCUGGCACUGUCGUUCGCCAGAGCACUAGAGGCAGCCUCAGAUGCCAUGACACCCAUUUCGGAAGGCCGCGAGGGUCAGAAUGAGACUGCUGGUGAGGACUUCGACGUCAAGCACGCGGAGGAGACUAUGAUCCAAAUGGCACAGAAUCUACAGACCCUCGAGGAAUUUCUUGAAGGGUCAAGUUCGAACAGCUCGGUGUCUGACACCAGCAGCGACAAUGAUGACACUUAGUCUUCUCUAGGUCGUUUUUUCCCUCUAAAAGUACCCCCUCCAGUAAUUCAUACGUCUCAUCAGUCAGCUUAAUGGAAAGUUUCAAUACCGCUUUAGCAAGGGUAGAAUUUAACUUUGGAAGUCAACAAGAGUUUCGUAGUAGAGAUCUUAGGCAAGAACAAGCCAGCCCCUCACCAUAAUCUUUGUCCAAUGGGUGUUAGGGGUGUUAUUUUUUGGCACUUCUUGGCACUGUCAACACACAAAAAGCAAUAAGCGAUAAAAUUAAUGAAAUAUAGAAACGUCGUUACUUGAAUUGAUUUCCAGCUAUCAGCCCCCUGCCGCAGUGUGAUGAUUUUGUCCGCCCCAAUCUAAUGUCUCCUCCUGCUCGCCCGCACGGAUUCACGCCACUGAAACUGAACCAAAAACUCAAUUGUGUGGGGUUUCGUGGUUAUAUUGUAAGACAAUCUUCAAUUUUGAACAGAUUUAACUUGGCACGGUUAACAUUAUGCUCCCCAAUGCACGUAGAAAAAUCCUUUGAAAAAAAAACGGCUUGUCUGGGUCCCCUUUUUGAAUCAUUGGACAUUGUUUCCAAGGAUGAAAUUUAUUUCAUUUGAAAAUGGGAUAAACUUUGAAAAAGAAAUUUACGGGCCAAGAAGGUGGAAAGUUUUCCAAUUUUUGCCACCCCCGCCCAAAACUCCUCAAAAGAAUCAAGGAAUUACCACCAUUGAUAUAAUGUGUUGUCGAAUGAUAAAGUUGUCCAUUGACACAGUCUGAAGAAUUUCAAGACGACCAAUUCGUAGAAUUGCAAACAA